AUGGGACCAUUCCCAAAGAGUAGGAAAGGCAAUUGUCACAUUUUAGCGAUAAUUGAUGGGUUCACGGAAUUUGUCGCACUGAAGACCGUAAAGUCUACAAAGACUAAAUAUGUGAUAGAUCACAUCACAACCCUGUCAGCGACAUAUUAUGGAGUACCUAGAGUACUAAUCAGUGAUCAAGGAAGCUCGUUUACAGCCAAGAAAUUCAGAGAUUUCUGCCAUCAGAACAAUAUUAAACAUGUUCUGAAUGCUGUAGCGACGCCCAGGGCAAACGGACAAGUAGAGCGGUUAAAUCGGACGUUGCUGAACGCUUUACUUACAUCGACGGUGGAGGAAGACCUGUGGGACAGAGAACUUCCAAAUGUUCGAUUUGCCAUAAACAACGCCCCAAAUAAGUCUACAGGGAAAACUCCAAGUCAACUUUUAUUUGGUUAUGGACCUCGAAAAGGUGUGGAUAUGGUUCUAAAGGUCGAAGUUAGUCAAGUCCACAUACUCCUCGAAGACCUUGUUGCCACAAGGUAG
Messenger RNA from Acanthoscelides obtectus, 522 nucleotides. The record is from the annotation of a GenBank genome assembly. Lineage: Eukaryota; Metazoa; Arthropoda; Insecta; Coleoptera; Chrysomelidae.